Messenger RNA from Cyprinodon tularosa, 1598 nucleotides. Its product is annotated as BMP/retinoic acid-inducible neural-specific protein 1-like. Gene Ontology annotation, biological process: negative regulation of mitotic cell cycle; positive regulation of neuron differentiation. The record is from RefSeq and is a predicted model, not a curated record. The coding region runs from base 450 to 1598 and encodes 382 amino acids. The transcript is spliced from 7 exons. Lineage: Eukaryota; Metazoa; Chordata; Actinopteri; Cyprinodontiformes; Cyprinodontidae.
CCUUUCUCGCCCUCAGUCUGUGAAUCCCAGCCUCCCUCUCUAGAUAUCCAACCCACUCCUCUCCGCCCGCAAACGGUUCAUACGGUAAGAAAAAAAGAGAACUGUUUCAAACACGUCGACAUAAAUAUAACUACUCGAGCUCCCUUUUAUUUCCCCUCGUCCUCCCGACGGACUUCAGUACUUUUAUACAUUCAGAUCUCCUAUGCCAGAGACCACUCAGAAAGCACGGAUUUUUUCCUCCUGAGCAUGAGAAGGAUUGCCAAAUCAUCCGCAAUCCAACAUCACCGACUGAGACACCAGCAUGAGCCCUGGAUACAUAUGCUCCAGCAGAAGUUGUUGGCUAGAGAAUUAAGAAAUCUUGGAGCACAAAUACAGCAAAGAGAGGAGAGUCAGUUUUAGGUCUCCACAUAAUGGAGCGAGAAUGAACAGAGAGCGGCUUAAAAAAAAGCAUGAACUGGAGGUUUAUUGAGGUCAUCUGCUUCCUGUUUAUAUGGGACCAUAUAACAGUUCAGUCUACUCGCCAGGACCUAUUGGCUGCUGAACAACAUGUCACCAAGCAAUAUGACUGGCUCAUCUCUGACCGUGGACCUUUCCACCACUCUCGGAGCUAUCUGUCCUUUGUGGAAAGAUUCCGCCAAGGAUUUACAACCAGAUAUAAAAUUUAUAGGGAAUUUGCACGUUGGAAGGUGAGAAACACUGCAAUUGAGAGAAGGGACCUCAUCCGGAACCCCGUGCCACUCAUGCCUGAGUUCCAGCGCAGUGUACGCUUGCUGGGCCGAAGACCCACCACUCAGCAGUUUAUUGACACUAUCAUAAAGAAAUAUGGAACCCACAUUCUCAUCUCAGCCACCUUGGGAGGAGAGGAGGCUCUGACCAUGUAUCUGGCCAAGAACAAGCUGGAUAGGAAGCUGGUCAAUGCUACCCAGAAUGUUGAAGCCCUCCACCAGCUGGCAUCAUCCUACUUCAUUGACCGCGAUGGCACAAUGAGGAAGCUGCAUGAGAUCCAGAUCUCCACAAAUGCCAUCAAGGUGACAGAGACACGGACAGGGCCUCUGGGAUGCAGCAGCUAUGACAAUUUGGACUCAGUUAGCUCGAUCCUCCUGCAGAGCCCUGAGAGCAAGCUUCAUCUGCAAGGCCUUCAGGUCAUAUUCCCAGAAUACCUGCAGGAGAAAUUUGUCCAGUCAGCUCUGAGCUACAUCAUGUGCAAUGGAGAGGGGGAGUAUGUGUGCCACAACAACCAAUGCAUCUGUCAGUGCGCUGACGAUUAUCCCCAGUGCAACUGUCCCAUCACUGACAUCCAGAUCAUGGAAAACACCCUACUGGUGAUGUCUGAGUCCUGGGCAAGCUCUUAUAAAGAUUUUGAAAGCUCUGAUGAGUUCAAGUCGUUCCUGAAGAGACUCCCAUCCACUCACUUUUUGCCCAUCAGUAGUGUGCAUCUCCUUUGGGGCAGCGACUGGGACCUGCAGGCACGUUACAGACUCCUUCAGAGUUCCCUGGAGAUCCAACGGCUCAAGAUCCAACGAACCGCCCGCAAGCUAUUUAGCCUCAGCAUCCGUUGUCUACACAAUCCCAGCCACCACAUGCCAAGAGAAAGGUAA